Messenger RNA from Henningerozyma blattae CBS 6284, 381 nucleotides. RefSeq lists its product as uncharacterized. Gene Ontology annotation, biological process: regulation of translational initiation. The transcript has a single exon. Bases 1 to 381 code for a protein of 126 amino acids. The record is from RefSeq and is a predicted model, not a curated record. Gene Ontology annotation, cellular component: cytoplasm. Lineage: Eukaryota; Fungi; Ascomycota; Saccharomycetes; Saccharomycetales; Saccharomycetaceae.
AUGAUAUGGAUAGUAGGAGAAGAAGUUAUUGAUAGAAAAUCAAGAUUUGUUGCAAGGUGUCAUUCACUUGAACAUGAAAAAGAUAUUCCUACACUUUUAACAGAGUUAGUUAAUUCAAAUAAAAAAAUUUCAAAAGCUACUCAUCCACAUAUUCUUGCAUGGAGAUUACAAAAUAAAAAUGGUAAUAUUCAACAAGGUUCUCAAGAUGGUGGUGAAAAAGGUGGUGGUCCUGUAUUAUUGAGUUUAUUGGAGAAAAAUAAUUUAACUGGAAUCUUGUUAGUGGUUACACGUUGGCAUGGUGGUACUCAAUUAGGAUCAGCAAGAUUUCGUGAUAUUUCAAAAGCUGCUUUGAAUGUUUUAAAAUUAGGUAAAUAUAUAUAA